UUACCCUUCCCCACACUGCUGCGCCGCGCAGUCUUCUGCUUCUCCCCACCCUCGCCUCAGCUUCCCUGCCGUUCCCUCCGAUCACCAGCUGCUUGUGCUGCUGAGUGCUGAGGCAAGAACCACCGCGUUUCAUUGUUCGAGUCCUUGCUCAGUCCCAUACAUGUUCCUCUUCUUUGUGCUUGCUGCUAUAGAUUUUGAACUAUUAUUGUUCACGUGCAGGGUAGCGAUGAAGAUCUUGAACCAGCCCAUCAGCCCAGGCGGCCAUCUCGUGCCGGCGCAGCCGAGCACCACGGCGGCCGCGGGGCGGUCCCAUGCGCACUGCCCUCGGUGGCAGGCGCAGACGCUGCGCCGGGACAGCAGCUACGUCGGCGUCGAGCACAUCGACGGGACCACCGCGUCCGUCCCAGUCCCAGUCCCAGUCCCAGUCGCGGCCCCGUUCAAGCCGCUCACGCUCGACUUCCUGCGGUCGCUCCUGGACCGGAACUGCAGCAUGGCCCCCGCCGUCCCGGACGGCGAGGCCAGCGCCCCGCCGCCGCCGCAGAUGGUCGCGCUCCGGGUGCUGGUGACCUCCGCCGUGGAGCUGGACGCGCGCCAGGCCGAGCGCAUCGCGCGCAAGAUGCGCCGCCUCACCGGCUUUGUCGACCUCAAGGUAGAGACCGCCGUGGACGCGUCCCUCAUCGCCGGCUUCGUCGUCUGCUACGGCACCGACGACUCGCACGUCAUCGACCUCAGCGUCAGGGGCCAGCUCGCGGCGCUCAAGAGCCGCGUCGACUCCAUCGACCAGACCGCGCAUGCCCACGGACACCCACACCACCACUGACCGUCGAUCCAACACCUGAGGCACCGGAGCAAAGCACAGCGCGCCGUCACCGUGCUACAGCUUACAAUACAAGCCUAUACUGUACACGCACAGAAUGACAGAACAGAACCGAACGCGCGCCAUGGCAACAACAGUUUUCCUAGGUAAUGUUGUUGUAAAUCGAUAGCGAGAAAACUUAAUUGCUGCUACCUUCCUUCCUGCUGAGCUUGUAUACGUUUCUAUUGCUAAAGAAACGAACGCUAUUGAUUGUAUAUUUGAUCGAUGUGGAGACAGCAUGCAGCCUCUAUGGUGUAAAGUCUAAUAUGCUAUUGCAAGGUUGAAGUUUGUAUAUGGAGGAUCAGGCCUGCAGCAUUGUAAUGGACUCCAUGACCAUGAAAAAAAUUUGGCUAA
Molecule: messenger RNA, 1210 nt
Organism: Zea mays
Lineage: Eukaryota; Viridiplantae; Streptophyta; Magnoliopsida; Poales; Poaceae
Source: RefSeq